Molecule: messenger RNA, 5510 nt
Organism: Micropterus dolomieu (smallmouth bass)
Lineage: Eukaryota; Metazoa; Chordata; Actinopteri; Centrarchiformes; Centrarchidae
Exons: 20
Coding region: 1176-5342 (1388 amino acids)
Biological process (GO): regulation of microtubule polymerization or depolymerization; spindle assembly; protein localization to microtubule plus-end
Cellular component (GO): microtubule organizing center; cytoplasmic microtubule; spindle midzone
Molecular function (GO): microtubule plus-end binding
Source: RefSeq, a predicted model, not a curated record
UAACGCCACUCCGUUGUAUUCGCGCUCUAAAUCCGCCGUUUUCUACCGUUAAAGUCCGUUGGCUAGCUCACGUAAGUUAACGUUAAUGUAGCGUUGUAACGUUAUUAGCUCACGGUUUAGCUUGCGUUAACCGAUGUAGCCGCAUCGGCUUAACGUCUUUUCUAUUUAUUACAACGUUAACUUAAUUCGUUCCCCAAACAUAGCAAUCUAGCUAAAUCGCGAUUAUUUAAUAUAAGAUAAGCAAGAUAGCGUAUGUCUGCAUUUAAUUAGGUUGAUUAAACGUUUAGAUGUUAACGUUUGUGGUUAUCUUAACAUUAUGGUUACGUUAACGUUAAGUUACUUGCGGACUGAUUUGUACGUUUCGCAGCGAGCAAUCUCCAAUAACGUUACCUCACCAAUUUUCACAAAGUUUAACGUUAGUUCAUAACUUUUAUAAAAGUUAUUUUAAAGUGCCUAAUCUUUAAAGCGUGAUUCGGCCGCUCUAUUGUGCACAUGGAUAGGGAACGUAAAGCUGUCGUUUCAUUGUUUACGUGGGUUCGUUAUUGUUUGGACUCAACAUCGCCCCCAUUGCUUGUUGCCAUGUUUUCCCUGCAGAUCCAUCAUGGCUUCUCUUCCGGCCAGUGUGGUACAACUUGCACAGCAGCUGAUCAAAAGUCGGUUUCAAUGAUUCACUUUCAUUCAUACCGGUAUAUAAUCUGACCCCGUGUCAGUUUCUUGUAACUGCUAUUUUUCCCGUUGAUUCUAUUGGUCAGGACUCUACCCGCUCUAAUCUGAUUGGUGCAAAAAUGAUAACUUUUUGCCGCAUUGGAAACAUGGUUGCAUUCAAGUCCACACAGUUAUUUAAAUAAACACCAUAUGGAAAUAAAGUUAAUUGAUUUAACGUUACUUAAUUUGGUUAAUAGGGGAAAAAGCAAUUCGCGGUAGCGCAGUUGUUUCAUACUUACACAUAAACAGGUGUUGUGUUUGCAAGCAAGGCAAACUUUCCCUGGUCAAAAACAAAUGCGUAGUAAUUUCCUUCUUGGUAAUUUGUAAACACGAGGACACCAUUAAAUUACCAGGAUGUCGCCUAAAGAGAGUGAAAUAAAUGGGAGCACAUCGACAAACCGCGCGUUCAUUAGUAGUAGUUACGUAGUUCGUAGCCUUUCAUCUACUGAAAUUGAGAUGAACUGCACGAAAUGAAUGCAGCAUGGAUUCGCGGGAGACAGUCAAGGGGAGAAGGCCCAAGUCCGUCCCUUAAGGAGAUGGCACAGAAUUUGGCAGUGAACGUAGUUGUGCAAUCAGGGGCACCAAAUCGAUAUGAGCUGCUAGCUUGGGUCAAUGAAUCUUUACAGACGGGUUUCACCAAGGUGGAGCAGAUAUGCACAGGUGCAGCCUUUUGCCAGCUGAUGGACUGGUUGUUUCCUGGGUCCCUGGACCUUUGCAGGGUCCGGUUCCAAAGCAACAAAACAGUGGACUUUAUCCACAACUACAGUUUACUGCAAGCUGCGUUCAGAAAAGUCAGAGUGGUCCAUGACAUCCCCAUUGAGGAGCUGAUGAAGAGGAACUCCUUAGUGGCUCUGACCUUCCUGCAGUGGUUUAAGCUGUUCUUUGACCAGAACAAUAAAGGCAGGGAGUACCAUGCCCUGGAGGCCAGAGGCGGACAGAGUAUGGUUCCUGACUCAGAUUCCUCCCAGACCUCUCAUCAGAAACUGGAGAUUAUUUUGAAGGUGGAUGGCCAAGCAGUGGAAGAACCGAGAAACGAAAAACCAAGAGCAAACUUGAACCGGAAGGCCGAAGUGGUAGUUUUUAUAUCUGACGACGAGGAUGAUGUGGUGGAUGUGACGAUGGAGCAGAAACCGGAGAAAAUGGAGACACAAGUGAAAGAAGAGUGUCCACAGCCACAGAAGACAAUGAAGGUGGAGCAAGCUGAAGCAGCAGUGGACAAGGGAAAUCAAGGGAGUGGGUCCUACAGCAGUGAUACUUUAUUGCACUUCAUCAGAAGAUACUGGAGUGUCAGUGCUGACUCGAGUACAGACCCUUCAGUCCCUACCAUCCUGAGUCCAAUCCACCCUAGAGACAUCAUUCUGGCCUGCUAUGACACGCCGUACUGCCUCUACCUGUAUACGGGGGUAGAGCUGGGUGAAGGACAGAGCACAAGUGUCAUCCUGAUUGGCUACUUUGACCAGAGCGCAGGGGUCAAUGUGGUGAGGCUGCUGCACACUCUGGAGAUGAACUCUGACACUGAUGCACAAUCUCUGAUUCAGACGCUAAAGAAGUGUGGACUUCCUCUGCCCAACCUUGCUGUGUUCUACUGUAACUCUCCAAACGUGGAGGCGAACCAGGCUUUUGUAGCCCAGCUCAAGGCUUUCAACCCUGGGUUGAUAUCACUCUGCGGCCUCUCUGGGAUUGCAGGAAGAGCCAGCCAGGCUGCACUCUCGGCCUCCUUUCACUCGGUAGUUGACCUGGUUAGAGACAUCCACCAUCACUACUCCACCUUCUCCUCCGUCAAUGACAGCCUGAAAGAGCUAUUUGCUGAUGCAGAGCCUUAUAACCCAUCGUGUUCUAUCUCUGCACAGUGUUUAUUUAUCAUCAACACUGUGCAGAAGAUGGUCAGCAGCUGGAGGGAUGUAGUGGACUAUUUUAAGUCACUGAGACAAGCAGAGGAUACUGACCGGAUCAGAACCCAGCUGAUGAGUCAUAAAGUCAAGCUGCAGUUCCUGUUCCUCUCCCACACUUUGGAGCCCCUCCGAGCUCUCCAAGAAUUGCAGCAGGACGGAAAAGCAGAGGUGGCUGUGGAGCUCCAGCUGACCUCCAUGCUGGUUCACUCCUACGCAGCCAGUCUCCUCCAGCCCUCUGUCGCUGAGUGCUUUCUCAGGAACCGAGAACUGCAUGUGCUACACAAUGAGAUGAAGCUACUCCCCACUUCUGAGGUGAACGUAGGUUCUCGUGCCAGAGAGUUCCUGUGGGCCACCGCUGUCGUGGAUCUGGGGGAUCACGAGAGGAGGGAAUUCCUAAAGGACGCGGCGUCUUUCUAUAAAGCAGCCCUACAGAGUAUAGUAGAAAGUAUUCCUAAGCAGCUCGGAGAUGUGGCACUGAGGAAUAUCGGCAAAGUUUUGAAACAUCCUGAAAAUAUCAAUGAUAAUAAAUUAUCCAGGCUUGUGCUGUUAGAGUUGGGGGAUCAGCUGGGUCUGUGUGAAGCUGGGACUCCAGAACAACGUCAGCUGGCAUACGACUAUGCCAGUGUCGUCAAGACGGCAAAGGAGGAACAGACGAGUGGAACAGGUCACUGCUGGGCAAAGAUGUUGCGCGGCAUUAGGCCGUACUCUACUCUGCAUAGACUCCUCCUGACUGUCCUGGCCCUGCCGAGCUCCCUAUGCAGGACGCAGGUGUUUGCUAAGGCUUUCAACACCCCCAGUAUCCUUCAUGAAAGGAAAGAAACCUCCAUAGCCUCAUCUCAACCAGGCAGGUGGACAGGAAGACCCCGCAUCUGUAGAAGAAAACCUGUCAAGGCAAGAAAUGGUUAUAAGAAGAAAGAAGAAGAAGCUGGAGAGAAUUCAUCAGAAGAAAGUGAUGGUUAUGUGGCCAAAACCCGUCUAAAUAUUCCAUCGCAACACUACAGCAGUAAGGAGGACUCGGCCAACACCCGUCUAAAUAUUCCAUCGCAACACUACAGCAGUACGGAGGACUCGGCCAACACCCGUCUAAAUAUUCCAUCGCAACACUACAGCAGUACGGAGGACUCAGACUACACAGACAAUUCCUCUGAUGUGGUUGAUCUCACAGAAGACUUCAAAGUACGUCGGCACAACAGGGUGAUAGAAGCAGAAAGUGAUAGCCCUCCACAGGCGGAGACUGUGGUUAUUGUGAGCGAUGAUGAUGACGUCAUGGUUUCAACAAGCACACCAUCCAACUCAACAGAACUGCUGGAUGCGGCGGGGGAGCUGGUCUGGGGUCAGGUGGAGGGCUUCACUCCCUGGCCAGCCGUCAUUGUACCGUGCAGGGGAGAGGUUGAACUUCCAGGGAAGAGGAUGGUGGAGUGGUACGGACAGCGAAUGUCCUCUCAGGUCAGUUUGGAGGAACUGAAACCAUUCGGUGCCUUCGCCCAGCACUUCAGCGCUAACUCCUUUGCCAUCCUCGUCACCUACCGAGAAGCCAUCUUCUUGUCCCUGCAGGAGGCGGCUCUGCGUUGUAAGAAGCAGUUUUCUCCACGUCUUGAGGACAGAGAUGAGCUGCUGAAACAGAUGUUAGACUGGGCCUUUGGAGGCUUUGAACCCACUGGGCCAGGCGGAUUCAUACAAGGGGCUACAACAAAUGGUGUAACUAAAACAACAAAUAACAGACCAAAGGUGAUGAAGAAACUUUUCCCGCAAGCCAAAUCUUCUCCUCACUCCUUCGGCUCGCCCCACUCGAUGAGCAGCAAGAGCAGUAUCAUCAGCGCUGAGCUGAAAGAGGUGGCUAUCUCUUUAAACAGACUGUCGUGCGACUCCUUAGAAAAGUCCUCCCACAGAGGUGGAGGCAGAAAAACUACGUGGGAGGACAGAUUUGAUAUAGCGGGAAAAGGCUCUAAAGGAGUCAUAAAGGAGAAGGGAUCCAGAGGAGGGUGGACAGCAGAGAGGUGGAAACAAGGGAAGGGGGGAUGGGAGGGAGAGAAAGAUGACUGGGGAGUAGGCAAGGGCAAGGGAGGGUGGAAAGGGGGAAAGAGUCUGAAGAAGAAGAUCGAUGGAUUCGAUGAUGACAUGUCACCAGACUUUGUGCCACACAAGAAGAGGACCUACACCAAAGUUUACAAUAAGGUCAACCAGGCAACCAGCGUUUACACCCAGCCGGACCAAAAACUCAGAGAAAAGACCAUUCGUAAGAUCAUGGAUAUGAAACUGGACAUUGAAGGCUUCUGUUUGUGUUGUGGAACUGACAAAGUUGAAGUGUCCCACCCUCUAUUUAAAGGCAGCCUCUGCUUGGAUUGUAAAAAUAACUUAACAGAAACUCUGUAUCGUUACGAUGAAGAUGGAUAUCAGUCCUACUGCACCAUCUGCUGCUAUGGACUGGAGGUCAUACUGUGUGGCAACAAUAGCUGCUGCAGAUCUUAUUGUGCGGACUGUAUGAACAUCCUCGUCAGUCCGGGGACGUUUGAUUCCUUAAAGCUGCUGGACCCGUGGAUCUGCUGCUUGUGUCAGCCUCAUCGACCCCACGGCGCUCUGAUUCCCAGAAAGGACUGGAGCAUUCGUGUUCAGGAAUUAUUCGCCAACAACAGCGCCAUGGAGUUUCUAAUAAGCCUGAUUCUUCCAUGCUGGCAUUUCACUGACUUGCUGCAACGUAACACCGCCCCCCUGGCGAUCAGGUCACCAAUCGGUGAUCUCAAGUAGCCAUGAUCUGAAAAUAGAGAUGAUCACCCAACGCUGCUGUGGACACACAUAAGCAUUAAAACAACAAAGUAAAAGGAGCCACACCGUGUUUACCCGUCCAUCCCAGCCAACCUGCGCAGACCAGUUCGAGUUCUGUCCCUGUUUGAUGGCAUAGCAACAGGUGAGUAC